CGGGAUAUAAACCCGCGGGUGCCCAGCACUUGGAAUACCUCCCGCGUUGGAGCUCGCGCAGCCCUUGGACUUCCUUGCCCCGCCCCCAGGGGUCGCCCCGGCAACCAGCAUUCCAACCAAUCAGCGCUCCGGAUCUGCUCCUCCGCCUCGCGCAGUGGGAGCCAUGGUCGUGACAGUCCCUGCCCUUGCCACCUCCUGGGGUCCUUAGAGGUGACCACAACUCUUGUCUGGUGGGCUGACUGGCCUCUGAAUACAUCCUUGACCAGCUGUGACACCUCCGGUCGACUGCCAGAGGACCUCAUUCUGAGAAUGGACAGCACUUGGAUUUAUUUAGAAAGCAUUUCCUCAAGCGGGGAAGUACUCCACCUUUUUGCCAUUUCUUUCUCUGAAUCUAGCACUCCUGUAAGAACUCAUGAAUUCACUGAAUCUCACCUUGGUAAAAUAGGUUUUCUUCGAUUGGUUAUUCUUCCUGCAAAAGGAUCAUUCAGAAGAGCACUGAUCGUUCUGGCUCACUCUGAGAGGACAUCCUUCAACUAUGCCAUGAAAGAGGCUGCCGUGGAGGUUCUGAAGAGGAACGGAUGGGAGGUGGCCGAGUCCGACCUCUAUGCCAUGAACUUCAAUCCCAUCAUUUCCAGAAAGGACAUCACAGGUAAACUGAAGGACCCUAAGAAUUUCCAGUACACUGUCGAGUCUUCUCUAGCCUAUAAAGAGGGCUGCCUGAGCCCAGAUAUUGUGGCUGAACAAAAGAAGCUGGAAGCUGCUGACCUGGUGAUAUUUCAGUUCCCCUUGCAGUGGUGUGGAGUCCCUGCCAUAAUGAAAGGCUGGUUUGAGCGAGUGUUCCUAGGAGAGUUUGCCUACACGUAUGCUACCAUGUAUGACAACGGUCCUUUCCGGAAUAAGAAGGCCAUCCUUUCCAUCACCACUGGUAGCAGUGGCUCCAUGUACUCCCUUCAGGGUAUCCACGGGGACAUGAACGUCAUUCUCUGGCCAAUUCAGAGCGGCAUUCUGCAUUUUUGUGGUUUCCAAGUCUUAGAACCACAACUGACAUACAGCAUUGGGUACCUUCCACCAGAGGCCCGAACUCAGGUCCUGGAAGGAUGGAAGAAACGCCUGGAGAAGGUUUGGGAUGAGACACCACUGUAUUUUGCUCCAAGCAACCUCUUUGAUCUAGGCUUCCAGAAAGGAUUCUUACUGAAAAAAGAGGUACAAGAGGAGCAGAAAAACAAGAAAUUUGGCCUUUCUGUGGGCCAUCACCUGGGCAAGUCCAUUCCAACUGACAACCAGAUCAAAGCCAGAAAAUAAGAUUCAAUAAAACUUGAAUCCCUUUCUAGGUAUCUUUUUUUCAGUUUCCCUUACUUGCUUUAGUUUUUAAGAUUUGGGUUUCUCUCUCUCUCUCUCUCUCUCUUUCUUUUUUCCCCCACAAGGAAUGAAAAGGAGAAGGAGUAGACUGCAUUUAUAUAUUUUUGGAUAGUUUUACUAUUAAAUGCAACUGAUUCUUAUGAUUGCUAUUACGACAUAUAACCCAAAUCUUACUCGGUUCCAGAAGCCGUUUGGAAUAUAAAGCAGACAAGUAUAGAUAGAUGAUAUAUGCUAGAAAAUAUUCUUUUAAGGUCAUCUACACAAUUUAAUUCCUUUUUAAAGGGCUAGAGAAUAUCCAAUUCUCUAAAGAUCUGUUUCUUUUAAUUACCUCUGUGGUUUUUGGCAGAAGGGAAUUGCUCAGAGAAACAAGUGACUGCCUCCCUUUAGCCUAAGGGACUGAACUUGCUUACUAGUUAGCAAUCUAAUGCUUGUUCUUGACACUUAUUGGUUUUAAUUACUACACAAUGACUAAUGCACCUCAUGUGUUACUCUUUCUUCAGCUUCUGUUUCUAUAUAGUACACAGAUUCCUUGAAAUGAGUAGCUAAUAAGUCUCUUCUUUACCUCAAUCUUCUAAUUUAAUGGUUGCAAAAAUAAAUCAACAUAUCCACAACCUACAUCUGCUAUUCAAUAGUUAACAGUAGCCUUACACACACACACACACACACACACACACACAAACCUUUCUGAUCUAUAUGGACUUCUGAAAGGCUAUUUUCUGUAUCAUCUUUUCUUUGAGGAUAUUUUGUUUUGUUUUGUCUGGGUACUGGGGAUUGAACCCUGGGGUGCUCUACCACUUGAGCUCUAUCCCUG
Molecule: messenger RNA, 2170 nt
Organism: Sciurus carolinensis (gray squirrel)
Lineage: Eukaryota; Metazoa; Chordata; Mammalia; Rodentia; Sciuridae
Gene: Nqo1
Product: NAD(P)H quinone dehydrogenase 1
Exons: 8
Coding region: 310-1302 (330 amino acids)
Cellular component (GO): cytosol
Molecular function (GO): NAD(P)H dehydrogenase (quinone) activity
Source: RefSeq, a predicted model, not a curated record